UUCUAAUCGUAAUUUCUACCUUCCAAACUGCAUAUCCCUCUUUUCCUGUUCUCAUUUAAUUUGAAAAGUUAGAUGAAAUCAAAAUUUUAGGAGCAUAAGCAUUUAAACAAUCUAAACAUGUACCAGUCCUAAUUCAGUUAUUUGUGGGCAAUUGUAAGGAUUUUAAGGUAUUAAAUUCUUAUGUGUGGAAAGGGAAAUUAAUGUGGUUAUCCUAUAAUAACUCAUGCAGUAAGUGUGUUUAUGGUAUGAAAAUAUUUUCUUGCAAUAUUUCCUUGAGAUGUGUGCAAUGCAGGUAAACCAGUUUGAUUCAUCAGAUGAGGAGCCCCUGGAGGAAGAACAGACACCCUUUCAAGUAUCCUGGUUACCCUUAUCACCAGCUUAUUCCCAAUUCCUAGGAAUCAGUUCACUACCAGGUUGUCGAUUCAAAAAUAUUAAAAGAAACCUUCAGAAAGAUAUAGAUGAACUAAAAAGUGAUGGGGUGCUCGAUGUAUUUGUACUCUGUACCAAAGGAGAACUCACAAAGUACCGUGUCCCACACCUAAUGGAGACAUACCAGAAUUAUGGGAUCACUGUGCAUCACCAUCCUAUUCCUGAUGGAGGUACACCAGAUAUUGCCAGAUGCUGUGUUAUUCUAAAUGAACUGAGGAAUUGCCUUGAAAGUAAACGAAAAGCCACAAUACAUUGUUAUGGAGGACUUGGACGAUCCUGUCUCAUAGCGGCUUGCCUUCUCCUCCAGGUAUCUGACAACAUAACUCCGCAACAGGCAAUAGACUGCAUGAGGGAGUUGAGAGGUUCAGGUGCAAUACAAACUUUAAAGCAGUACAACUACCUUCAUGAUUUUCAGGAGACCUUGGCGGCCUAUUUGGCAACAGAAAGUGAGCGACCAAGAUCAGUAUCCCGAUAAAUACACCGAGUUUAGUUACUACUUGAAAUUAUACAUUGCACUGUUUUUGCUUUGUGCAUAGUGGAAAAUAAUUUUAUUAAUUGCCUGCCAGUUACUGCCUUGACGAGGGA
Pseudonaja textilis is the source of this 1014-nucleotide messenger RNA. RefSeq names its product cyclin dependent kinase inhibitor 3 (gene CDKN3). Gene Ontology annotation, biological process: dephosphorylation. NCBI's taxonomy places the organism in Eukaryota, Metazoa, Chordata, Lepidosauria, Squamata, Elapidae. The record is from RefSeq and is a predicted model, not a curated record. Gene Ontology annotation, molecular function: protein tyrosine phosphatase activity.